AUGAAAGAAGAACAACAAGUUGUAAUUACUCAGGAUACCCAGGUGGCUAUCAAGAUCAUGGAGAACAGGGAGAACCUGGAAGAGAUCGAGGAGGAGUAUCUCAUCCUCCGGGACCUCAGCCUCCACCCUAACCUGCCAGCCUUCCACGGCAUAUUCUUCAAGAAGGGCGUCAAGCAAGGAGACCAGGCCUGGCUCGCCAUGGAGCUGUGUCCUCGAGGGUCGGUGACUGACCUGGUUCAAGCACUCAUCAGGCGGGGACAGAGGCUGACGGAGCAGCAGCUGGCGUACAUUCUGAAGGAGACUAUUGACGCGAUGGCUUACCUACACCAGAACAAGUGUAUGCACCGAGAUAUCAAGGGUCACAAUAUCCUUCUCACCCAACACGGUAACAUCAAGCUGGUCGAUUUCGGUGUCAGCUCUCACCUGGCCUCCACCUGGGGCCGCCGUAACACUUCCGUCGGUACUCCGUAUUGGAUGGCUCCUGAGGUGAUCGCGUGUGAACAACAGCUGGACUACAGUUAUGACGUGAGGUGUGAUGUGUGGUCUCUAGGUAUCACGGCCAUAGAGCUGGCUGACGGCGAGCCUCCCCUCUCAGAGAUACACCCGAUGAGAGCCUUGUUCCAGAUCCCCAGAAAUCCACCACCAACUUUGGAACGCCCGGUGGAGUGGUCAUUUGACUUCAAUGACUUCAUUUCCGAGUGUUUGGUCAAGGACUUCGAGCAACGAGCCGGGGCCAAGGAACUACUCCAGCACCCAUUCAUCAAGGCCGUACCCAAUAACCCCGAGGAGAUGCGCCUCGCCCUCACGCUGCUACAGGACGAUCUGAGGAAGAAGAACCAGCUCAUACAGAAGGAGCCCGAGACCACCAUCAAGGGCGGGGCACUGAAGGCUGACAGGAAGACCAAGAGAGUCCCGUUGUGGAUGGAUGACUUGGCCUGUCUAGAGAAGCUGUCUGAGGAAGUUAUCGUAGACCACCUCGGCCGACGCUACGAGACUGACCAGAUCUACACAUACAUGGGCGACAUCCUCAUAGCAAUCAAUCCCUUCAGGGAGAUCGGCGUGUAUGGUGAUAAGGAGUCUCGUUUACACCGGGGGAUGGUGAAGAGUGAGAACCCUCCCCACAUCUUCGCCAUGGCAGACAACGCCUACCACAACAUGUUACAUCAAAAACAACAACAGUGUAUCGUGAUAUCUGGCGAGUCUGGCGCUGGCAAGACGGAGAGUGCAAACUUUCUACUUAAGCAACUCGUCACCCUGGGCAAGGCACCUAACAGGAACCUAGAAGACAAGAUCCUGCAGGUAAAUCCCAUCAUGGAGUCCUUCGGUAAUGCUAAAACGGGGAUUAACGAUAACUCCUCCAGGUUUGGCAAAUAUCUGGAGCUAACGUACACUCGUCUGGGGAAGGUGACGGGCGCUAAGAUCUCUGUUUACCUCUUGGAACAGUCCCGCGUCGUCCAUCAGGCUGAAGGGGAGCAGAACUUCCACAUUUUCUAUUACCUGCACGAUGGCCUAGAGGCAGAGGACAAGUUGCUUCAGUACUGCCUCGACAAGAAUAAGAGGGACAAACACCACUACCUCUCAGGAGCCAACUGGAGCAAGAGCAAGAGUGAGGCCAACGUGGCACAGUUCAAGAAGGUGGUGGAAGGCUUCAAGUCCUUGGGUUUCCGUGAUGAUGAACUCGACUCAGUGUACAGGAUCCUGGCGUCGAUCAUCAACCUGGGAGACGUCGAUUUCUACCAGACCAUCGACAAGGAUAAUAUGGAGCAAGCGGCGGUGAAGAAUGUCGAGCAGAUUAAGAUAGUGUCGGAGCUGCUGGGAAUCGACCCUGCAGAUCUGACGGAGGCGCUGACGUCGAACAGUGUGGUGACGAAGGGGGAGAUCAUCACGAGGAACAACACGGUGGAGGAAGCCAUCUCCACUAGGGACGCCAUGGCUAAGGCUAUGUACGGGAGACUGUUCGACUGGAUCGUCAACAACAUCAAUCGACUCCUCUCCUUCUGCAGGAUUGUCUAUGGUGAGAGCAUAGCAGUGGGCCUCCUGGAUAUCUUCGGCUUUGAGAACUUCGAAAUGAACUCCUUCGAACAGCUGUGUAUCAACAUCGCCAACGAACAGAUCCAAUAUUUCUUCAACCAACACAUCUUUACCUGGGAGCAGCAAGAAUAUAUGUCCGAGGGUAUUGAGGUGAACAUCAUCGAGUUCUCAGACAACCGGCCCGUGUUGGACAUGUUUCUGGCCAAGCCGAUGGGUCUCUUGGCCCUGCUGGACGAGGAGAGUCGCUUCCCUAAGGCCACGGACCAGUCCUUAGUGGAGAAGUUCCACGACAACAUCAAGUCUCAGUACUACAUGAAGCCCAAGGCCCAGGGUUAUGACUUCACCAUCCGCCACUUCGCCGGGAGGGUCGCCUAUGACACUCACCGGUUCCUCGAGAAGAACAAGAACUUCCUCCCCACUGAGGUCAUCCAACUCCUGAGGCAGAGUUCCCACGAUAUUAUCAGGUACCUCUUCCAGUGUCCGCUGACUAAGACGGGCAACCUCUACUACGCCACCCCUAAGAACUCCCCCAGGGCCACCCUCACCAAGCAGAAACAGGCCAAGAGCACCUCUGGCAGUACCAGCACGCAGUACGACAGCCGCGGUUUGGCCUCGCAGACGAAGGCGCAGCAGACGGUGGCCACAUACUUCAGGUACUCUCUCAUGGAUCUCCUGCAGAAGAUGGUGAACGGGACGCCUCACUUCGUCAGGUGCAUCAAGCCCAACGACGAGAAGGCGCCCAACAGCUUCGACAAGAAGAAGGUACUACGGCAGCUCAAGUACGCUGGCGUCAUGGAAACAGUGAGGAUAAGGCAACACGGCUUCCCACAUCGUAUCCCCUUCGCUGAGUUCCUACGCAGGUAUUGCUUCCUGGCCUUCAACUUCGACGAGAGAGUCACAGCCUCCAAGGAGAACUGUCGCCUCCUUCUGCUGCGACUCAAGAUGGACGGCUGGGCGCUGGGCAAGACUAAGGUGUUCCUCAAGUACUACCAUGUUGAGUACCUCACCAAGAUCUACGAGAAGCAGAUACGACGCAUCAUACAGGUUCAGGCGUGCGUCAGGAUGUGGCUGGCCAGAAUUCGGUACCAGAAGCAGAAGUGGGCAAUAGCUCGCUCCGUCCUCACCCUGCAGAGGUUUACCCGAGGCUGGAUCAUCAGGAAGAAGUACCAGGAAGUGUGCUCCAAGAAGACUCCUGAGGAGGCCCGACACCCCCCUGCCAUGAAGGCUCCCUCCCCCCCUCCACCUGAUAAGAGGAAACUCAUCCACAAGGACUCAGGUCAGUGGGGGAAGGCCAAGAUGAUAGGGGCCCUCGGAGCACAGUCCUCCAUUGAUCAAGUGGCCUCCCAGGACCACACCGACGACCACAAGGUUAAAAAUGCCUCGGAACUGACGAAGGAGGAAGCCGCCCUGAUCAUCCAAGCCUACUACCGCGGACACAUGGUGAGGCAGGAAUGGGGACCAGUGUUGGAGGAGAGACUCAAGAAAUUGGUGGAGAAACAUAUCGACAACCCCGAAGAAGCGUCAAAAGCCUUGGAGGCAGAGGGACUAUCACCAGAUGAAGCAGCGCUGGUGAUUCAGAAGUUCUGGGGUAGACAUAAGAAGAAGAAGCGGACUGAAGCAGCCACCAACGAAGAGCUCGGACGAUACACGAACAGCAAGAGAAUGACCAGUCUCAUCAUGUUUUCCCAGAAUGUACACAUGUCGAACCAAGAGACACACAAGUUCCUGAGGCGUCACAAGGCUGGGGUGCGUCUGGAGGAGGUCACGACCCCUGACAAAGACUACAUACGUCCUAGAGGCUUCGAUCAUAUUCCUCAAGUGAUAAAUGAGCAGAGGAAGAGAGCAGCGCCCCAGCCGCCUGGCAGCGGCAACACUCGGCCGCUUAUCAAGAUCACCUCUACUGACGAUAGUGUGUCCAACUACUAUGACUUCCUGCAGGAGGAGAUGCGCAGUCCUACACCGGAAUACAACCCUGAAACGCCGUGGGAUGCUCCCUUGGCCUCGAAAAUCCACCGUCAGAGCGGGCGGCAGAGAGCGGCAGAGAACGCGGGCGUUAAGGUCGACCUCAGGAAGGAGAAGGUGAAGAAGGUGAAGGAAGGACUCAAGACCCAGAAUAUGGUCAACGAAGAGACCGAAGAGAUGAAGCUGCGGCAGUGGAAAGGUGCGGUGGCUGUCGGUGCGGGAGUAUCGCCCCCGGAGUGGAAGGGAAGACCCGCCACAUCCACCACCAACAUGCAGGCGGCCUCAGAGCUCAGACAGAUGUUACGCUCCAAUGGCGCCGUGCCCCCGAAAAGACAAGCUCCUCGAACACCAGCGCCAACGCCCCCCAAACAAGAUCAACCUAGAACGUCAAACGACGCCGCCUCCCAAGGUUCUCAAGGAGGUGCUGAAGUUGAGGUAGAAGAUACCGGACCUUACAACUUCAGACAGUUCCUCAGGAAGACAAACUACGCCCCGACGGACACCAUCAGGAAGAGGCAGCUGAAGAGAGAUGGUCUGAACGGAUACGGCGCAGAGUACCAGAUGUAAACAAGAAGAGAUCAGAUUCUCUUCCUCAGUGACUAGAAGGACUUGAUCGCUUCUCGGGUUUUUUCUCUCUAUCCUUAAGACUAACGCAGAGAACCGAAGGAAAAUAAUAGUUCUAGAUCCGUGCUGGGAAGUUUAGGGAACUACCGACGAGGAGAGCCUCUUGGUAUAGUAAGGAGUUGGCUUAAGCAUCUCCCAGGUUGUAAUGUAACCACGUGACUGAUACCCUCCACUACUACCCGCUGGAGGAGACUGACGACCCACAUCCACGGAGACAACUUAUAAGAACCAUUAGCCUUGGAAUGAGGACAAGUUGUAAAAGUUUUGGUCUCAGGCAAGAACUCCUAAGACGGUCAUCCUCGGUGCUGUUGUUAUGUAAGAUGCAGAAGCUUUAGAGACCUCAGACAGGAGGAGUGAUGGAUGGCCUCUGUGCUCCUUCAGAGGUCAACACGUAGACCGCCGCCUCUCUCCAGUAGAAGACAUGGUUAUUGCUUCCUUAGAGCCCGAGUCUCCCUCAUGGCCAGAAUGUGUUAGCUUAGCGCAGUAAUGUAGAGUCACUGAAACACAAAUGUUGCUUGGAGGUCUGUAGUUCAACACAGCUGUGCAGUAGACAUUGAAAUAGACUUAAAUGUUUAUCAACAGAAUUUUAGGCAAAGUAUAUACCAAGAUUGAUACAUGCAAAUGUUUUUAUUUAUUUAUAUUAAUAUUAAGAUUAUUAUAAUUUCCAUUAUUAUU
Molecule: messenger RNA, 5292 nt
Organism: Homarus americanus (American lobster)
Lineage: Eukaryota; Metazoa; Arthropoda; Malacostraca; Decapoda; Nephropidae
Product: myosin-IIIb-like
Biological process (GO): protein phosphorylation
Cellular component (GO): myosin complex
Molecular function (GO): protein binding; protein kinase activity; cytoskeletal motor activity
Source: RefSeq, a predicted model, not a curated record